Messenger RNA from Gossypium raimondii (Peruvian cotton), 3604 nucleotides. Its product is annotated as probable LRR receptor-like serine/threonine-protein kinase At1g56140. The transcript has 24 exons. The record is from RefSeq and is a predicted model, not a curated record. The coding region runs from base 230 to 3334 and encodes 1034 amino acids. Gene Ontology annotation, molecular function: protein binding; protein kinase activity; ATP binding. Lineage: Eukaryota; Viridiplantae; Streptophyta; Magnoliopsida; Malvales; Malvaceae. Gene Ontology annotation, biological process: protein phosphorylation.
CGACAUUUCUUACUCUAAUAUUAAAAUAAAUGAAUAUUGGUUUGGUCAAAUUUUAUGAUCCAAAAAGGUUGCUUAAUUUGCAAUUAUUCAUAAAAGGCAACAUUUUUAACUACUCUCCUACAACUUUUUUUCAUUCAACAAUCAAACAGAGAAACAUAGAGAGAGAGAGAGAGAGAGAUACAUACAUAUACAUGAAACAACAAUUAGUUACUAUUGGAAGCAGGGGUUGAUGAAGAUGUGGAAAUUAUUUAGAUCAGAACAAGUUCUGGGUUUGAGUUUAUGUGCUCUUUGUGUUUUAGUUUUGCCUUUUGCAGCUGAAGCUCAAAAUCAAUCUCAGCCAACUACUGAUCCUGCUGAAGUGAGAGCAUUGAACUCAAUAUUUGAAGACUGGGGAAUAACAGCCCGACAGGACCAAUGGAACACAACGGGUGAUCCAUGCAGUGGAGCGGCCCUCGACUCUGACUCCACCGACAUCGACAACGUUGCUUACAACCCUUUCAUCAAGUGCGACUGUUCUUUCAGCAAUGGUUCUACUUGUCAUAUCACCCGCCUGAAAGUUUAUGCACUGAAUGUCGUGGGUGUGAUCCCGGAUGAGCUCUGGACUUUGACCUUUCUUACCAAUCUGAGACUGGGCCAGAAUUACUUGACAGGUCCCCUUUCAACUUCCAUUGGCAAUCUAACUCGAAUGCAAUGGCUGGACAUUGGCAUUAAUGCAUUAUCAGGGGAGCUCCCAAAGGAGAUAGGAUUGCUUACUGAUUUACAAUCAUUUGCCUUUGGCACUAAUAACUUCUCCGGCCCUCUACCAUCUGAGCUUGGCAACUGUUCAAUGCUGCAACAACUUUAUUUUGAUAGUUCUGGGGUAAGUGGUGAGAUCCCUUCAACAUUUGCUAAUCUGCAGAACUUAGAGACGGUAUGGGCAUCAGAUACUGAACUUACUGGGAGGAUACCUGACUUUAUAGGAAAUUGGUCAAAGCUUACUGUCUUGAGAUUUCAAGGGAACUCUUUUGAAGGUCCUAUACCUUCAACAUUUGCCAAUCUUACUUCUCUGACAGAGUUGAGAAUAAGUGGUUUAUCUAAUGGAAGUUCUCUAGCAUUCAUAAAGGAUAUGAAGUCCUUGGGUGUCUUGGAUCUAAGGAACAAUAAUAUUUCUGGUACAAUUCCAUCCAGUAUGGGAGAAUACCAGAGUUUGACACAGCUGGAUUUAAGCUUCAAUAAUAUAACUGGACAGAUCCCAGAUUCACUUUUUAAUUUGAGUUCACUCACUCAUUUAUUUCUUGGAAAUAAUAAGUUGAAUGGUACACUUCCUGCAGAAAAGAGUUCAUCUCUUCGCAAUAUAGAUGUGUCGUACAACAAUUUAGCUGGGAACUUUCCCUCUUGGAUCUCUGAGCCAAAUUUAUUAAUUAACUUAGUUGCCAACAACUUCACAAUAGGGGAGUCAAACAGCAGUGUUUUGCCAUCCGGACUGAGCUGCCUUCAACGUAAUUUUCCUUGUAAUCGAGGAUCUGGAAUCUAUUUUAACUUCUCAAUUAAUUCUGGUGGUCAACAAAUUACAUCAUCAGAUAGUAUUCUGUUUGAGAGAGACAACGAGACACUUGGUCCGGCGUCAUAUUAUGUUACCAACACAAAUAGGUGGGCAGUCAGUAAUGUUGGAUAUUUUACUGCGUCCAAUAAUCCUCAGUACAUUAUUACUUCAGGAUCUCAGUUCACAAACACCCUAGACUCAGAGCUAUUCCAGACAGCACGGAUCUCUGCUUCCUCACUAAGGUACUAUGGAUUGGGGCUUGAAAAUGGCAACUAUACUGUUAGGCUUGAAUUUGCAGAAACACAAAUUGUAGAAACCAAUAGAUGGGAAGGUCUUGGGAGGCGUGUUUUUGAUAUUUAUAUCCAGGGGAGUCGUGUUUUAGAGGAUUUUGACAUACGGAGGGAAGCAGGUGGUGUUUCUAGACGAGCAGUUACAAGACAGUUUACGGCUGUGGUAUCGGAAAACUACCUCGAAGUUCAUCUGUUUUGGGCUGGAAAAGGGACUUGCUGUGUUCCAGUUCAAGGUACAUAUGGACCAUCCAUUUCAGCAAUUAGUGCUACCCCAGAUUUCAUACCUACUGUUAGUAAUAAUGCUCCAACCGGCGAGGAGAGUAGAACAGGUUUGAUUGUGGGAAUUGUUGUUGGUGUUGGAGUUGUAUGCCUACUUUCUAUUGCAGCUUUCUUCAUUUUUAGGAGACGAAGAAGGGUCCCUAUGAAGGAUGAUGAAGAGUUCCUGGGGAUUGAUGCUAGACCCUACACUUUCAGUUAUGCUGAACUUAAAGCUGCUACAGAGGAUUUCAGUCCUGCAAAUAAGCUUGGAGAGGGAGGGUUUGGGCCAGUCUAUAAGGGAAGACUUGAUGAUGGAAGAGCAAUUGCUGUCAAGCAAUUGUCUGCAGUAUCCCGGCAAGGCAAGAGCCAGUUUGUUACUGAAAUUGCCACUAUAUCCGCUGUGCAACACCGUAGCCUUGUCAAACUAUAUGGUUGCUGCAUUGAGGCAGAACAACGUCUCCUCGUUUAUGAGUAUCUGGAAAACAAGAGUCUAGAUCAAAUAUUGUUUGCAGGAAAAAGUUUGGAUCUCAACUGGUCAACACGCUAUGAUAUAUGCUUGGGAGUAGCACGCGGUUUAGCUUAUCUUCAUGAAGAAUCAAGGGUUCGCAUUGUGCACAGAGAUGUCAAGUCCAGUAAUAUUUUGCUUGAUUCUGAUCUCACCCCAAAAAUCUCCGAUUUUGGUCUAGCCAAACUUUACGAUGAUAAGAAGACCCACAUAAGUACCCGUGUUGCAGGGACAAUUGGAUAUCUUGCACCAGAGUAUGCCAUGCGUGGGCACCUUACAGAGAAGACUGAUGCGUUUGCCUUUGGUAUCGUGUGUCUAGAGAUUGUUAGUGGAAGACCUAAUGCUGACUCAGGAUUGGAGGAACAGCAGAUGUACCUUCUUGAAUGGGCUUGGCACCUGCAUGAAGCAGAUCGGGAAGUUGAACUGGUAGACAGUAAUUUAUCAGAAUUCGACGAGGAAGAAGUGAAGCGUGUUAUAGGAAUCGCUCUUUUGUGCACUCAGACAUCACCACUGCAGAGGCCAUCCAUGUCUCGUGUCGUGGCUAUGCUUUCAGGAGACACAGAUGUGAGCAGGGAGGUUUCAAAGCCUGGAUACUUAACCGACUGGAAAGUCGAUGACACAAGCAGCUUUAUAAGUAAUGAGGCAACUAGAGCAAGUGAUACCAGCUACGGUAGUACAAGCAUAGCAGCUGGUGCAGAGAAUUCACCAGUAAACCUUACAAAACCUAUGCUCCAUAGUAUCAUUGGGGAGGGAAGAUGAGACUUUCGCCCUUCAUAUCAUAUUAUUAUUAUUCUUCUGCUGUAAAUCUAAAUAACUCGUAGAUUCUUGAUUGGCUUUACUACUACUUCCAAAGUAGAAAUUAGAAGUUUUGCCUUUGUUUAUACUGGUGAAGGGAUACGGAUAAUGAAGUUUGGGGAGAAAGUCAUGAAUUUGUGUAGCUUGUAUAUAUGUAUAUGUCAACGAUGGCGGUAUGGCCAUUGAUUUUAUUAAGUUGAAUGAAAUGAGUAAUUGAAUCCAUCACUUAAUCAA